This is a messenger RNA of Adineta steineri, 357 nucleotides long. The record is from the annotation of a GenBank genome assembly. NCBI's taxonomy places the organism in Eukaryota, Metazoa, Rotifera, Eurotatoria, Adinetida, Adinetidae.
AUGGGACCGCAAAGAAAUAAUAUGGCAUUAUUGGAAAUUGUCGAUUUACCAACCGAACCUUUACCACCAAACAUAGAAUUAUCGAUGAUAUUAAGUCGUGUCGAACCAUAUACUUCAACCUGUUCUGCGGGUAUAAGUAACAAUUUGACGAAUCAAUCAUAUGAUCCAAUGACGGAUAUACCACUAUCCAUUGAAACGGGAGAGCUGGAAUCAUCUAACCAGCAGAGUGUUGUCGACAUAGCGAAUGCAGCUAUGGUGAGUAGAAAAAAGGAAAAUUAUUUGUUGUAUGGUAUUAUUUGUGUAUUUCAUUACAGUCAGAUUAAAAGAUCGAAGUUAUUGAAAUCACCAUUAACAUAA